Messenger RNA from Anolis sagrei ordinatus, 3561 nucleotides. It is a transcript of the gene LPL, whose product is annotated as lipoprotein lipase. Gene Ontology annotation, biological process: fatty acid biosynthetic process; very-low-density lipoprotein particle remodeling; triglyceride catabolic process. Gene Ontology annotation, molecular function: apolipoprotein binding; lipoprotein lipase activity. Lineage: Eukaryota; Metazoa; Chordata; Lepidosauria; Squamata; Anolidae. The record is from RefSeq and is a predicted model, not a curated record.
GGGAGCGCUUUGCUGUUGCGCCUGUUGCGCUUCCCUCCUCAACUUGGGGGAAACUUUCUUUCUCUCUCUCUCUCUCUGUCUGUGGCUUGUCUUUCUCUUUCGCGCUUCACUCGGUCAGGAAUGGGGAAAAGAGGGGCGCUGCUGGCUGCCUUGUGCCUCUGGAGCCUUUGCCUGGUGGCUCUCUGCGGGGAGAGCCCCACCAACGCUGCCCCAAGAGACAUUACAGAAAAAAAGAGAGACUUCAGUGAUAUUAAGAGCAAAUUUUCUCUAAGGACACCUGAGAAGACUGAUGAGGACACUUGUCUCAUUGUUCCUGGGGAGGAAGCAAGUGUAGCGCAAUGCAGCUUCAACUAUACAAGCAAAACCUUUGUGGUGAUACAUGGAUGGACGGUGACUGGCAUGUAUGAGAGCUGGGUCCCAAAGCUAGUAAAGGCACUGUACACAAGGGAACCAUACUCAAAUGUAAUUGUGGUUGAUUGGUUGGCUUUGGCCAGUUUACAUUAUCCUGUAUCUGCUGCCUACACAAAGAUGGUGGGAAAAGAUGUUGCCACAUUUGUUAAUUGGAUGGAGGAGCAGUUCGGUUAUUCCUUGGACAAAGUCCACUUGCUGGGAUACAGUCUUGGUGCCCAUGCUGCUGGUAUUGCUGGAAGUCUGACUGACAAAAAGAUUAAUAGAAUCACUGGUUUAGAUCCUGCAGGACCUCACUUUGAAUAUGCUGAGGAAUCUGUACGCCUUUCUGCCGAUGAUGCUGUCUUUGUAGAUGUCCUGCACACUUAUACAAGGGGGACACCUGAUCGCAGUAUUGGGAUACAGAAACCUGUUGGGCAUAUUGAUAUCUACCCUAAUGGAGGUGGAUUUCAACCAGGUUGCAAUUUUGUAGAGGCGAUACGACUGAUUGCUGAAUCAGGGCUUCAGGAUGCCGAUCAGUUGGUGAAAUGCUCUCAUGAACGUUCCAUCCAUCUUUUCAUUGAUUCCCUCUUGUAUGAAGAAAAGCCAAUUAUGGCAUACCGCUGUAACUCAAAAGAAGCAUUUGAAAGAGGGCUCUGUUUGAGUUGUCGAAAGAACCGCUGCAACAAUUUAGGCUACAAAGUCAACAGAGUGAGAAGCAAGAGGACCACAAAAAUGUAUUUGAAGACUCGCGCACAAAUGCCUUACAAAGUUUUUCAUUACCAAGUCAAGAUCCAUUUUUUUGGAAAGGUGAACACCACUAAGACAACCCAGCCACUCCUUAUCUCUCUGUACGGCACUAAGAAGGAAAGUGAGAACAUUGAUUUUAUACUGCCUGAGAUCUCUACAAACAAAACCCAUUCCUUCCUCAUAUACACAGAGGUUGAUAUUGGAGAGCUGCUCAUAGUUAAACUGCAGUGGGAAAAAGACUCUAUUUUCAGCUUGACGGAUUGGUGGAAUACCCCUGAGUUUGGCAUCCAGAGGCUCAGAGUCAAGGCCGGAGAAACCCAGAAAAAGUUGGUCUUCUGUUCUCCGAGUGGAAUUUCUUAUCUCAAAAAAGGGGGUGAUUCUGUAGAAUUCGUGAGAUGCCAUGGAAAAAUAUAAUCAUGGAGAUUCAUGAGGCCUGGCAAGUUAAUGGGACACUGGUGCUUGAGUUAUUCGACAAAUAAAAAGUGAAUGAAGAUACUCAGUCCCAGGAAAGGAAUCCCCAACGUGUUGGAUGAUUAGGACUGAGUGCUUGGAAAUACUUAUUCGCCUUCUCUAAUACUGCCAAUGCUGUCUCUUACUUUUAACAGAUUUUUAUGUAAAUCCAGUAUGCAGCAUUUGUUGUACUGGUGUUAAGUUGAGGAUGCACCAUCAGCAGUAUAUCCAUCCACUGAUUCACGAGGAAGGUCACAGAUGCCUACUUCCAUACAUGAAUCUGGUUCAGGGUAUUUUUUAUAUCAUUGCAACACACAGGAAAAGAAUACAUUAUCCAAGCUUUCGUUUUUAAAGUCUGAAUGAGAAACCUUUUCCAUAUGGUGACCCAAUGCAUUUUUUGGGGAAAAGCUACAAUAAUUCUUGUGUUACUUGUAACAAAAGUUUUUCAAUUUUUAUAAGGUGUCAUGUGUAAGAAAAUACUAUUUAUUUAAAAGCGACAUAUUUGAGUGUUUUUAAGAUUCUAAGUUUGUUCUUUUUAUCUGCAACUGGAUACCUUGCUGGGCAGUGUGCAUUCAGUGAAUUCAUGCGUUUUUGUGUUAUUUGCUGGCCGAACAUUAACCAUUUCUCUUAAAUGGAGAUUAGAUAUAUUCCCAUUAUGUUUGUUCCUGUCACUUAGAUGGGACUGAAUGAAUGGGAGCUCUUCUGUGUCAUUAGUAGCUACAUGGACUUCUUCAUACAGUCUUUAUAUGAAAAUUAUAUUUUCCACAAGAGAAACUAGCAUUCCCCAGUUUUCUAGCUCUUUUAAAUAUGAAUCCAGUGCAUUUCUGAUUUGGCCUCUAGUUCUGUACCAGAUCAACCACUGUAAAAGGGCAGCUGACUGCUGAAGAUUAUUGGAACAUGGUUUUCAUAAUCAAUUUUCAUUAACUGUUACAAAGACACUAUCUCACUAUUUUGAGAACAGAGUCUGUUCCUAAAUGAUAAAGAGCACAGAACCUGAAAACAGUAUUUGUUUGAUAUACAAUGCAGUAUUCUACAUGCUGACGAUGAGCAAACAUAAUACACUUUGAAUCAAAGUCAUGAAGACGUGGAAGAGCUUUCAAACAAGGAGGCAGUAGAAAAAAAUGUUUAGCAAACUGAAAAUUAUUAACUUAUUGAUUGUAAACAGAAUUGCAGCACUAUACACCAUAGAUUAGGCAUGGGCAAACUUCGGCCCUCCAUAUGUUUUGGACUUCAAGUCCUACAAUUCCUAACAGCCUCAGGCUCCUUCCUUUUCCCCCUCAACCACUUAGGAAAGGGCCUGAGGCUGUUAGGAAUUGUAGGACUUGAAGUCCAAAACACCUUGAAGGCUGAAGUUUGCCCAUGCCUGCCUUAGAUGGUUUAGUAAGCCGCAUGUUUAAUACAAGCAAUGAAAAGCAUGUUUGAAGGAAGACAGUAGUUGAAGUUUUUUCCUCUGUUACCUGUUUUCCUGCUGUUCAGUAUUUAUUAUAACAACUAAUGCUUAUCAUUGAGAAAUGGAUGCAACACAAGGAAACAAAAUAUUUGAGAAUUCCUUGAAAGAAAGAACUGAUAAUAAAUCAUUCUAUCAAAAAUAGUUUCCUAGUCCCUCAGACUUUAGACAGUUUUGAAUUUUUUAAAACAAGAGUCAUAGAUGAUUCUUGAUCAGGUCCAUACUUCUAUUUUUCAGCUGCCAAAAGAGUAAAGUUUGAAGCUUUGAGAGAAGUUGUCUUAUGGAUUGCAUGUGUCAAUACACAAUCAAAACUAAGCACCGAAAGCACUUGAUCACAAAAUGGUGAAAUGUUUUAUAUGUGUGAAAACAUAACUUGGCUUGAACUGUUUCUAUUUAUUUUCUGUAAAAUACAUGUAUAUAAAUGUGUGUAACAGUUAGUUUGUAUAUUUGGAUGAAGUUAUCAAGGCUAUGUAUGCAUUUAUACAGUCUAGUGGUAUAGUCUCUGUAUAUAGCUCUCCCAAAGAAAA